This is a messenger RNA of Arabidopsis thaliana (thale cress), 1814 nucleotides long. RefSeq lists its product as uncharacterized. Lineage: Eukaryota; Viridiplantae; Streptophyta; Magnoliopsida; Brassicales; Brassicaceae. The record is from RefSeq and is marked reviewed. Bases 56 to 1357 code for a protein of 433 amino acids. The transcript has 2 exons.
CUUCAUUCUCUCUCUUCUCGAUCUACCCAAAGUAGCGGGAGCGAAUAGUAAAACAAUGACCGAUCACCACCACCACCACCAUAACCACCACGCGCGGCUGAGCCGCCUCCGUACAACAACACAGCUCCUCCGUCAAACAACAUCUUCUUUCUCUUCCCACCCUCUCACUUUCAUCUUCCUCACUUUCCUCCUCUUCUCUUUCCAUUCUCUCGUCGAUCAUUGCUCUCUCCUCUUAACAUCUUUCGUCGACAGUGACCCUUCUCUUCGCUCUCUCCUCUCUCGACUCCCUCUUAACUCUCGCUCCCAUACCCCGACGCGCUUCAAUCAUCACCGACGUGCUCCGUUUCUUCAGCUCACGCGCCUUGGUACCCUCGACGACGACUUCUUCUCCACAGACGAACACGAUCCUCAUCGCCGAUCGCUUCAAGGCUCUUCCUUUCGUUCACCCAUCAACGCCACCACUGUAUUCCUCUCCGGAUUUGAGAGCAUUUCUGGCUUCUCUCGUCCUAUCAUCGAUAACGGACUUCUCCUUCCUCAGAUCAUUCGCUCCGGUGUCGUUUUGCGGCAGCUUGAGAAGGAAGACCAUGGCGGCGAUGAAGACGAGACGGAAUUGGAUGAAUCUGAGCUCGAUCGUGAAAGUGAGAAGAAAGAUAAAGACUUUGAGAGUUUUGUGGAUCUGAAGAUGAUUUUUAAAGGAUUGGAGCUAGGACGUAGUGACGCAGCGGCUCUGUUCUUCUUGGUGAGCUUUUUAUCAGCUGCGUAUGGAUGGGUGAUUCUAGGGUUUACAACUGUUUACUCAUUGGUGUUGGCGAUUAUGUUUGUUACUGUAAUCAACGAUUUGCUUGGUAGGUUUCCUUCGUUUCUUGGGGUUGUUUGGAGAGGUUCAAGAUUGGGGUUUAAGAGAGUUACAGGAUUUGUUUUAAUGAGAUGGGCAGUGAGAGAUGCUUUGACACAGCUUCUUGGUUUAUGGUACUUCGGAGAGGUUGAAGAUCAGUACUCGUUUUUCAGGCUCUUUGUGAGGUUAAAGCUGAUGCCUUUCACUGUUAUGCCGCCAUGGAUUAGAGGUUUUGAGAAGGAGAUAUCUGGUUUCUUGUUCGCUUGGUUUCUACUUGAUACACUUGUUGGUUUGAUAUUAGCUGUUGAUGCGUUUGUUGCUAUUGUGGAUUCGAGAAGGAGAGGAAGGGAGAUAGUGAAGGAAGGGAAAAGCUUUGCUUCUGUGAUCCAAUCUGCGUUGGAAGUUUACUUCAUGGCGGCUUGGUUAGUGUUCUACUUAGCAGCUAAGUGUAAAGAUGCACACGCAGAUGGUAGGAGGUUUGGGAGAAGAGAAAUGGAGAGCUUGAUCGAUGGGCUGAGAUGAUAAUGAAUUGUGGAUCUGUAGGAUGAGCUUUUUGUUUCCAAAGGAGCAAACCUUGGCUUCGAUGCUUAAUGCCAGUGGCGACAUCUCUGUGCUACUAGUUGUCAUGACUUAGGUUCCUUUGGUUUUAGAAUUACAGUUGAUUGAUAAGAAUUGCUAGCAAUUCGAUGUAUGUACGCACCUAGGAUUACUUGGGAGCUGUGAAAGAGGGAGAAUGAUACAACUACUGUGUAUAAUCAUUUGCAAGAUUUUCCUUUGUAUAUAUCUUGCUGCAGUUUUUGAUAUCAAUACCAUGAGGUGAUCAUUUUUUUUUUUUUUUUUUCAUUUUGGGAAUGAUACUAGAUCCAACCAUUUGGAUAUACUGCUCACCUUAAAUGUACUUAUCUUGUGGCCAUUUUAACGUACAACAUUUUAUGCAUCAUUUUGAUUUAUGCAAUGGGGAACUUGUUGCUCAUUGGAU